This is a messenger RNA of Amphimedon queenslandica, 902 nucleotides long. Its product is annotated as zinc finger protein 141-like. Lineage: Eukaryota; Metazoa; Porifera; Demospongiae; Haplosclerida; Niphatidae. The transcript is spliced from 2 exons. Gene Ontology annotation, cellular component: nucleus. Gene Ontology annotation, biological process: regulation of transcription by RNA polymerase II. The record is from RefSeq and is a predicted model, not a curated record. The coding region runs from base 204 to 653 and encodes 149 amino acids. Gene Ontology annotation, molecular function: DNA-binding transcription factor activity, RNA polymerase II-specific.
UGUUAAUUUUGUAUUAUAUGUAAUGUGUGUUGCUAUUAUCUAAUACUUUUUUGACUUAAAAAAAUAAUUGUACUCUUUAUAAAAAUGACCACGUGAACGCACGUGUUUAAAGUAUACGGAUAUUUGGAAUGACAUUUACGGAAUGAUACCGCAAAAUUUUAUUUGAAGGAAUCUGUUUACAGACCGGACGGAGAGGGAAAGAGAUGGCGUCGAUGCCUUCAAUGGCCAAUUACCACCAGCCCCAGCCCGCCAUUGACCGUCCCGUAUAUCCUUGUCCUUAUUGCCAGAGAUCCUUCAGGAGGACGGGAGAUUUGAAGAGACACAAGUGUAAUGCAGGAAGGAGUAAAGGGGGAGGAGCUUCAGGUGGUGGGAGUGGUCAGGCUCCUCCUGGCCCCGCCUCUUUCAAGUGUCAUAUAUGUGGACGUGCAUUUAAUAGAUCGGGUGACUUAAAGAGACACAAGUGUGAUAGUGUUAGAAGCAAGACAGGUCUCAUACCUCAGGCUCCCAUAAAGUGUCAAAAAUGUCGUAGGACCUUCCGAAGGAGCGGAGACUUUAAGAGACACAAAUGUGACAGUGUCCGAAGCAAAACAGGACCCUCGGGCAAUGGAGGAGGAACUCAAAGAAAGAAACAAACUCAAAAUAAAAUUCAAUAAGUUUCCUUUGAUAGAUAGCAACUAGAGCAAGAACAGUUUAAGUACAAUUGUUUUCUAGUAUUACUGAUUGAACAAUGAAGUAUCUUAUUCUCUUAUUUCUUUUUUGUGUCCCUUUCUCUCUCCCCUCUUUUUUUCCUUUUCCACAUCAAUCAUUCAUUUAUCAUUAUCCUAAUACAGUUUAUCAGUAAUUUCUUAUUGGAAGUUAUUUUUUGCACUUUUUUUGUUAAAGAAAUCAAUCAUUACUUUGUA